CUACUCCAGCGAACUCUUCUCCUCCAUUUCUAUCUCCGCCUCCGCCUCAGCCUCAGCCUCAUAGGAUAGGAGUACUCUACAUGCUGCCUAUGAUCAAUAUUGCCCUCAUGUCCUCCUCCUCUUGCCAUCCCCACAACCCCACCACCCUGCCGCUGCCGGAGCCGGACAGCAGCAAGUCGCCGGAGCCCACCUCCGUGCUCUACAACCGCAGCAGCCCGAGCACCUCCCUCGGCUCCUGCUCCUCCAAACCACCGGAGGACCCUCCUCCCCCCAUCGCCGCCGACGACGACUGCGACUGGGACGCCGUCGUCGACAUGCACAUGCACAUGCUCGCCCCCGCCCCCGCCCCCGACUCCUCCUUCCUCCGCUGGAUCAUGGAUACCGGCUAUGCCGACGCCGACACCUUUCCCGACCACCCCUCCUUCGACUCCGACCUGCUCCAACUCCCCAUGCCCAUGCCCUCUGACCAUCCUCCUCAGCCGCUCGUCGACGACCUCCUCGACGCCGCACGCCUCCUCGACGCCGGGGACUCCACUUCCGCUAGGGAGAUAUUGGCGCGGCUCAAUCAUCGCCUCCCCUCUCUUCCGUCGCCUCCGGGCCAUGCCCACCCUCCGCUCCUCCGCGCCGCCGCCCUCCUCCGGGACGCGCUCCUCCCGCCCACCGCCCUCCCCGUCUCCUCUACUCCCCUCGACGUCCCGCUCAAGCUCGCCGCGCACAAGGCCCUGGCGGACGCCUCCCCGACCGUGCAGUUCACCACCUUCACAUCCACGCAGGCCUUCCUCGACGCGCUCGGCUCCGCGCGCCGCCUCCACCUCCUCGACUUCGACGUCGGCUUCGGUGCCCAUUGGCCGCCUCUCAUGCAGGAGCUCGCGCACCACUGGCGCCGCGCUGCUGGGCCGCCGCCGAACCUCAAGGUGACCGCAUUGGUGUCGCCGGGGUCCAGCCACCCACUCGAGCUCCACCUCACCAACGAGAGCCUCACGCGCUUCGCCGCCGAGCUCGGCAUCCCGUUCGAGUUCACCGCCCUCGUGUUCGACCCCCUCAGCAGCGCGUCCCCGCCCUUGGGACUCUCGGCCGCGCCCGACGAAGCGGUGGCCGUCCAUCUCACGGCCGGCUCCGGGGCCUUCUCGCCGGCGCCCGCGCACCUCCGUGUCGUGAAGGAGCUCCGCCCCGCCGUUGUGGUGUGCGUCGACCACGGGUGCGAGCGCGGCGCCCUCAACCUCCUGCAGUCUUGCGCGGCGCUGCUGGAGUCUCUGGACGCGGCGGGCGCGUCGCCGGACGUGGUGUCCAAGGUGGAGCAGUUCGUCCUGCGGCCACGGGUGGAGCGCCUCGCGGUCGGCGGCGGCGACAAGCUGCCUCCGCCGUUGCAGUCCAUGUUGGCGUCCGCGGGGUUUGCGGCGCUGCAGGUGAGCAAUGCGGCGGAGGCGCAGGCGGAAUGCCUGCUGAGGCGCACGGCCAGCCAUGGGUUCCAUGUGGAGAAGCGGCAGGCGGCGCUGGCGCUGUGGUGGCAGCGGUCGGAGCUCGUCUCGGUGUCAGCGUGGCGAUGCUAGCUGCCUCUGCCUGGUACACUUGUACUACAAAUGUUUGGUGUUCAUUGAUCUUGAAUAUUUUCAGCUUUGGGUAAAUUGAUCAAACCAAAGCUGCUUGUGAUAUGUUAGCACUAGUAGUAGUAAUUGGGUAAUUAUUUCUUGCCUGGGAGAAUUCAUGCUCCAUGGCAUGCUUGUACAAUUUGUAUGGCAAUGACAAAAUUGGGAGUGCUCAAGAGUGCAAGCCCCCAACCUUGUGAUUCAACUGUUCAUAACCGCACGUCUUUCUUUUGUGCACAUCUCUGAUCUAAUAUACAGAGUAGUUCUCUUUUAUUUUUGGCUCUUUCUUUCCUCUCUAGUCACUCCAUCAAGGUUCUUCCUGUGGAAACACAUUUCUGGGGAAAACACAAGGAAAAUGUCACUGGAUAAUUGUAUUGCUAUUGCA
Molecule: messenger RNA, 1971 nt
Organism: Oryza sativa Japonica Group (Japanese rice)
Lineage: Eukaryota; Viridiplantae; Streptophyta; Magnoliopsida; Poales; Poaceae
Product: scarecrow-like protein 6
Biological process (GO): regulation of DNA-templated transcription
Cellular component (GO): nucleus
Molecular function (GO): DNA-binding transcription factor activity; sequence-specific DNA binding
Source: RefSeq, a predicted model, not a curated record